CAACAGGCUCCAGCGGCUGCAACUUUGAACCACACGAAUAACUGGGCCGUACUCGUCAGCGCAUCGCGUUAUUGGUUUAACUACAGACAUAUGUCGAAUGCACUUGGAAUGUACCGGACGGUAAAGCGCCUUGGGAUUCCAGACUCGAAUAUCAUUCUCAUGCUCGCCGAUGAUACAGCGUGUAACUCGCGGAAUCAUUUUCCCGGUGCGGUGUACGCUGGCUCGGGGCACAAGAUCGACUUGUAUGGCGACAAUAUCGAGGUGGACUACAGAGGGUAUGAAGUGACCGUGGAGAAUAUUAUUCGACUGCUUACAGGCCGGGUAGAUGAUUCUGUACCACGAAGCAAGCGAUUAUUGACUGAUGCACGGUCAAAUGUCUUCGUCUAUAUGACCGGUCACGGUGGAAAUGAAUUCUUGAAGUUCCAGGAUAACGAAGAGAUCAGUGCAUUUGACAUUGCCGAUGCGUUCGAGCAAAUGUGGCAGAAGAAGAGGUACCAUGAACUACUUUUCAUGAUCGACACGUGUCAAGCGAAUACUAUGUAUUCCAAAAUUUAUUCCCCGAAUGUGCUUGCCACGGGAUCUUCUGAACUAGGCGAGAAUUCGUAUUCGCAUGAAAAUGACAAUGACAUCGGUGUUGCAGUCAUUGACAGUUUCACUCACCACGUCCUACAAUACAUGGAAGGCAUAAACAAAACAAGCCAUGCCUCAAUGCAAGACCUUUUCUCCACAUUUGAAUACCGUUCGAUCAAGUCACACGCCGGAGUGCGCUCAGACCUUUUUCCACGACCGCUGAACGAAGUGCGCAUAACAGAUUUCCUUGGCGGUGUUGCACAAGUCGGUGUCAUC
Molecule: messenger RNA, 846 nt
Organism: Fomitiporia mediterranea MF3/22
Lineage: Eukaryota; Fungi; Basidiomycota; Agaricomycetes; Hymenochaetales; Hymenochaetaceae
Exons: 7
Biological process (GO): protein localization to cell surface; attachment of GPI anchor to protein; proteolysis
Cellular component (GO): GPI-anchor transamidase complex
Molecular function (GO): GPI-anchor transamidase activity
Source: RefSeq, a predicted model, not a curated record